Molecule: messenger RNA, 1334 nt
Organism: Medicago truncatula (barrel medic)
Lineage: Eukaryota; Viridiplantae; Streptophyta; Magnoliopsida; Fabales; Fabaceae
Product: ABSCISIC ACID-INSENSITIVE 5-like protein 2
Exons: 4
Coding region: 235-1176 (313 amino acids)
Biological process (GO): positive regulation of DNA-templated transcription
Cellular component (GO): nucleus
Molecular function (GO): DNA-binding transcription factor activity
Source: RefSeq, a predicted model, not a curated record
UGAGCAACUGCCAUUUGGUUGUGUCUCUCUCUCUCUCUCUCUCUCUCUCUCUCACUUCUGAAACCUUUGUUCAUCACUCUUUUUUGUCAAACACUUCUACUCAUUGCUUCACUCAAAACUUUCCAGAUCGAUGUUUUUCUCUCUCCGACGAACAAAGGACUGAAAAUUUUGAUUGGAUGGUUUGUUUUCCGUACUGCUGAUAUGAAGUGAAUUGUUAACAGUGAUAAUUGAUAGAUGGGGAUUCAGACAAUGGGGUCUCAAGGUGGUGGAGAUGGUAGUGGAAAACGGUCACAACUCCACUCUCUUGUGCGGCAAAAUUCAGUGUACAGUCUCACACUUGAUGAAGUUCAAAAUCAAUUAGGUGACUUAGGGAAGCCACUAAGCAGUAUGAACCUAGACGAGCUUCUAAAAAAUGUAUGGACUGUUGAAGUGAACCAGUCCACGAAUACGGACAAUGAAGGCACAGCACAGUCUAGUGAAGCUUGUCUACAACGUCAAGCUAGUCUGGCAUUAAAAGCUGCUUUCAGCAAGAAGACUGUGGAUGAGGUUUGGAGAGAUAUCCAACAAAAGAAAGACAGCGAGGAAAAGAAGUCACGAGAGAGACAAACUACUUUAGGAGAGAUGACAUUGGAGGAUUUCUUGGUGAAAGCAGGUAUUGUUGCAGAAGCAUCUUCUAAUAAAACGAAUACCGAUACUACGGCUGCGGCCGAUUCAAAUGUAGCAGUAUCACAGUUUCCUUCGCAGGGUCAAUGGAUACAGUAUCCACAACCACAAUAUCAGCAUCUACAACAAAGUUCCAUGGGGAUUUAUAUGCCUAGCCAGAGUAUGGCACAGCCGUUACACAUGGGGUCGGGUGUUUCAAUGGAGAUUCCGUUUGCAGAUAGUCAUAUGGCAUUGGAUACGCAGAUGCCUGGAAGAAAAAGGAGCACUCCGGAGGAUAUGGUGGAGAAGACUGUUGAGAGAAGGCAGAAAAGGAUGAUCAAGAAUCGGGAAUCUGCUGCCCGUUCAAGAGCACGGAAACAGGCUUACACAAAUGAAUUGGAGAUUAAAGUUUCACGCCUGGAAGAGGAAAAUGAAAUGCUGAGGAAACGAAAGGAGCUAGAGAAUAUGUUGCCUUGUGCACCGAUUGCUGAACCUAAAUAUCAGCUACGCCGAAUAGCAUCCUGUCCAUUCUGAGAUCUUUGUACCUAUAAGUAGAGGUUUGUAGAUAUGAAAAUCAGGGAAUGUUUUCUUGUAGUUCAAUGUUUGGCUGACACCUGCCUUUUGUUAUCUCUGGAAUACUCUGUUAAGUUCUUAAGUAAUUAUAGCUAAUGUUGUAGUUUUAUUAUUCAUUA